AUGCCCGUGAGGAUCCGUGAGCAUCCCGACCCCUGCACCGCCCUGCCACGGGUUACCCAGCACAGCAACAGAGGGACCGAAAACGAAGGCAAGCACGUUCUAGUGACUACGGAGUUUGCUGUCGCAGGCAGCAGCAGGACUGCGGUGCAGCCACGGCACAGCGUUGAGCACACCAUCACGGUACCUGUUAAACCAACGAUUCUCCCUCCCACGCUUGGUGGCUGCCAUAGGGGUGAAGAGCCGCGAAGAUGCAGGCUUCCUGCGUGCGCACCGGGCUCGAGCCGGCAGCAAAGACGGCCGUCAGCCCGCCGGACUAAGGGAAGGGGGCUUGGUUGCCCUGGAGGAGGGAAGGCUCUGGAGGGGCCCAAGAGCAGCCCCCGGCACCUCUGGGGUGGUUAUCCAGAAGACAGAGCCAGGCUCCAGCGUAAACUGGAGCAAGAGAGGUUCAGACUGGGUUCUGAAUUCCUGCCCGAAUUAUCCAGUGAUCUUAUAUUUUCCCUGUACCUCGGCUUCCCACACGCUCUGGGCUCGCCCUGCCCCGCCGUCUGCCAGUGCCCGGCGGCCGCGCCGCAGUGCGCCCCGGGCGUGGGGCUGGUGCCGGACGGCUGCGGCUGCUGCAAGGUCUGCGCCAAGCAGCUGAACGAGGACUGCAGCCGGGCGCAGCCCUGCGACCACACCAAGGGGCUGGAGUGCAACUUCGGCGCCAGCCCCGCCGCGCUGAAGGGCAUCUGCAGAGCCCAGUCCGAGGGGAGACCGUGCGAAUAUAACUCCAAAAUCUACCAGAACGGCGAAAGCUUCCAGCCGAACUGUAAACACCAGUGUACGUGCAUAGAUGGAGCUGUGGGCUGCAUCCCGCUCUGCCCGCAAGAGCUCUCGCUUCCUAACCUGGGCUGCCCCAGCCCCAGGCUGGUCAAAGUCCCUGGGCAGUGCUGCGAAGAGUGGGUCUGCGACGAAAGCAAGGAUGCGCUGGAUGAGCUGGAAGGCUUCUUCAGCAAAGAGUUUGGUCUGGAUGAUUCCGAAGGCGAGCUAACCAGGAACAACGAGCUAAUUGCCAUUGUGAAGGGGGGCCUCAAGAUGCUACCUGUUUUUGGCUCUGAGCCACAAAGCCGAGCUUUUGAGAAUCCCAAAUGCAUUGUGCAGACCACCUCCUGGUCCCAGUGCUCAAAGACGUGUGGAACUGGCAUCUCCACGAGGGUUACCAAUGACAAUCCCGACUGCAAGCUCAUCAAAGAGACCAGGAUAUGUGAAGUGAGGCCAUGUGGCCAGCCUAGCUAUGCCUCCCUAAAGAAGGGAAAAAAAUGUACCAAGACUAAGAAGUCCCCAUCCCCAGUGAAGUUUACCUAUGCCGGAUGUUCCAGCGUGAAGAAGUACCGCCCCAAGUACUGUGGCUCCUGUGUGGAUGGCAGGUGCUGCACGCCCCAGCAGACCAGGACUGUCAAGAUCAGGUUCCGCUGCGAUGAUGGGGAAACCUUCACCAAGAGCGUCAUGAUGAUCCAGUCCUGCCGAUGCAACUACAACUGUCCGCAUGCAAAUGAAGCUUAUCCCUACUACAGACUAGUCAAUGACAUUCACAAGUUUAGGGACUAAGUUGUGUUGGGGGUGGGAUGCUAAACAGAAUUUUGAAGUAACCAGCCAUGGAGGAAGGACCUUUGAUGGAAAUGGUGCCUUGCCCAUUUGAGGGCAACAUUGAGAUGUUCCAAGAGUGCACUGUGCAACUGGACACUAAUGCAACAGAGAUUUAAGCAUACUUAAAGCUUCAUAGUACUGGAGCAACUCUACUGCUUCUUUUUGGAGCACCUUAUCUAAUUAUGUACUGUUUUCUGUUUGUAAGUGAUCAGAUAAAUGUUUUGUUCCGGUUAUGAAAACUUCUUUUCUGUCCUGUUCAAUUUAACACUAUGCUUCUCCCCUCUCCCUCCAUCUUCUCCUACCCUUUCCCAACCAACUUGGAAGUUACAUUCCUUCCUGAGGUGGGCACUUGUUGGGUGUUCACAGUGGCAGCUAUUGUGUACCAACUGUAGUUUAAUGGCAAACAGAAAUCAGUUGUUUUAAAGCUGAGUAUUUUAUUUAUCAAACUGUAGCUUUUUUUGUUUUUUCCUUGAGUUUGUUUUGUUUUGUUUUACCCCUUCCAGCCCCUGUAAUACUGGAAUAAGUUGUAAAUGAUUUUAAUUUUAUAUUCAAUGAAUUGAAAGAAUUUAUUUAUGGAAUUAAUCAUUUAAUAAAGAAAUAUU
Haliaeetus leucocephalus (bald eagle) is the source of this 2228-nucleotide messenger RNA. It is a transcript of the gene CCN1, whose product is annotated as cysteine-rich, angiogenic inducer, 61. Gene Ontology annotation, biological process: signal transduction. Gene Ontology annotation, cellular component: extracellular region. Bases 1 to 1587 code for a protein of 528 amino acids. The record is from RefSeq and is a predicted model, not a curated record. Lineage: Eukaryota; Metazoa; Chordata; Aves; Accipitriformes; Accipitridae. The transcript has 6 exons. Gene Ontology annotation, molecular function: protein binding.